AUGGCGGAAUUCGAUCAUCUCCGUCCGCAGCGUCGCUCGUCCUCCCAAACCUCUUCAUCCUCGCGCCACAGCCAGAAAGCUAGAGCCCUGCGAACCAAGGCACAGAAACGCCACUCCGCAUCGAACCCGGUGACCGCGACAGCAACGGCCACCGAGUCCGAAACCGAUCUGACGUCUUUUCCUUCGCUGUCCCCCGAUCGCUCGCCCAACGGAUUUUUCGGGCAGCCCGCGUUGAACCGUGCGCUGACUAGCGCGUUACUGAAUGGGGCCGAUGGAAAUGAGAGUGCGAUGGACCAUAACCGGGAUCGGAGGGUAACGCUGGCCAGGCUGACGACCACGGGCUCGCACAGCUCUGGCCGCGCGGCUUUAUUCGAGGAUUCCGUGCCGAUUCGGGACUUUCCUGGCGCGCUUCAUCUCGCUGAUGAUGCGCAUAUCGAGCGGCUGGUUGCGAAUAAUGGUGCGGUGAAGCUUGUACGGCAGUUUGCGAGGGACCUGGCACAGCGUGAUGCGGAGAUUUCUGCGUUGCGACAGCGUGCGGAUGCUAGGGAGAGGGAGCUCAAGAGGAUGCUGCGCGAGGCGUCCGUUUCAAACAAGGAUAUUGAGCGAAGGCUCUAUGCGUUGGAGAACUCGCCGAAGGAUAGUGCACAGGAGAGUGACCACGAUCAGACGGUCAAGGGUUCUGGGGUUGGCGGGCUUAUGCAGCAGGCGAUGAUCGACGAGGUUGGGUCGCAGCCGCGGGGCUCUGAUGGCGAUGACGACGAUGACUUGGAUACCACCGUUCAGUCUACGAUCCGCAGGCCGUUCCGGAAAGAAAGCGACGCCAAGUCAGGGACUUCUAGCAUUGCGUCUGAGGUUCAAAAUCGGAAACGUGGAGGUUCUCUGCGCGGUUGGCAAGAUUUCAUCUUCGGAAGUGCCGCCAACAGCCGCAAGACGAGUCGAGCGAGCAGUAUCAUAUCUGAGCUUGGAGAGGAUGAGGCGGAUGGCUCUAUACAGAUACCGUCUGGCAACGUACCAAACCGACGGAAACCGCUGGACGAACAGUUGUUUCAGCAACCUGUUGAAGGUCAACCGGCAGAUAAUGCCAGCAUGCACUCGCGGAAAUCUUCACGAUCGGUGUCGUCCUGGACGAUGAAGCUGUUUGCCGGAAACCAGUCUCGGGAUGAGAGUCCCGUGGAUAGAAAUCGGGGGAGAGCUUCUUCGACGCAGCGGGAGAGGAAUCGGGGCCCUGCUCCAAUGCCUGUUACGAAGCAUGGUAUGACGGCCGUCGCGGCGCUCAGGCGGAUAAACAGUAAUACGAGCGUCCAAGGAGCCCAGGGGCGGCCGAAUGGUUCAGGGACGGCCCCCAGGUCUGGUCAACUUGCCCGCAGACAACCAGCUUCGAGUAUCUCGCAAGGAACAGGCGCAGAAGUCGCGGCGAAGAAUCCUACCAAUCUCGGUCCGGUUGAGAUGGACGCUAUCCACCCGAUGGAGUCUCGGCCUCCGACUCUUUCGCCUCUUUAUAACAACUACCUUGGUGGUGAGCUUCUAACAGACCGCUUCGGUUUCAUCUAUGACCAGCGUCGGAAGAGGCGACAAAGGGAGGCUAGUAUGCUCAAGCAUAACCGACUGAGUAUCGCAGAGACACUGGAUACCUUUCGAAGUGAUACUCCGGAUGUUGACGAGCCUAUUGCCCAUGAGCGGCUGCCUUCGACUGCUGGAUCUUCUCGCUCCUCCGGCCCAGCUUCGCCGAGUGAAUCGGAAGGUUCUCAACGGUGGCAAGACUACUUGACGAUACCGUCCGUACCGACAGAGCUGCUCUCGCAUACACCUUCUGCUGGGCCUAUAGUGUCCCUCACGACAGGCGAGGAUGCGCCGCGAAAUAACGUAGUCGCCGUUGACAAGCGUGGCUCGGUGUCUGUCAACUCAAAUACUCAGCCAUCAGCGUCCACGUCUGCGGUUGUCGCAGAUCGCCCGGAGUUUGCUGGAUCAUCGGCGGAUGAAGUGGCAGCUAUUGCUUCGGGUGGGGAUCAUGAGCCUGUCAAGUUGCUCCUUGAACAGCUGACAGACCUUCACGACUGGCUGCAACGAGAACGGACUGUGCGUUGGAACGAAUUUCUCCGCAAGGUACGCGCCGAGCGCCGCAAAGAAGGAGAGGCUGCGGCUGCGGCGGCGUUGGCGUCGGACCGUCCGCUCAAGGCUGUGGAUAUGCCGGAGGUGUCCCUAGCUGACGGCGAGAUGGUGGGUAUCUCUGGUCUCGGCAACAAAGGCAAGGUUGGCCGUGCGAAGUGGCGAGAAUUCCGGAAUCUCGUCCUCGGCGGAAUUCCAGUCGCAUUACGAUCCAAAAUCUGGUCUGAAUGCAGCGGUGCUUCGUCACUGCGAAUCCCUGGAUACUACGAUGAUCUGGUCAAAGGAAUCGGUGGCACUGAUCCCGACGACUCGGUCGUAGCCCAGAUCGACAUGGACAUCAACCGAACCCUAACAGACAACGUCUUUUUCCGCAAAGGUCCCGGCGUCACAAAGCUCAAGGAAGUCCUUCUUGCUUAUUCGCGCCGCAAUCCCGAGGUCGGCUACUGCCAAGGCAUGAACCUCAUCGCCGGUUCGCUGCUUCUCAUUACGCCCACCGCAGAAGAUACCUUCUGGCUACUGGCUUCCAUGAUUGAGAAGAUCCUACCGAAGCAUUACUAUGACCAUGGUCUCCUGGCGUCUCGGGCCGACCAGGUAGUUCUGCGCCAGUACAUCUCGCAGAUUCUACCCAAACUUUCCGCUCACCUGGAAGGUCUGGGCGUUGAACUCGAAGCCCUGACCUUCCAGUGGUUCCUCUCCGUGUUCACCGACUGUCUCUCCGCCGAAGCACUCUACCGCGUCUGGGAUGUCGUCCUUUGCCUUGACGUCGCCAGCGUCGUAAACAAGCCAGCCGCACCCGCCUCAAACUCCUCUCCAUCCAUCAUCCGAGACACUACAAGCACGCCCCCGUCAACAGACACAAACUCGGAAAAUACAAGCGGUAGCGGCAGCGGCAGCACAUUCCUCUUCCAAGUCGCCCUCGCCCUCCUCAAACUCAACGAGCAACAACUCCUAACGACUUGCUCCACACCCGCAGAACUAUACACGUACAUCAACCACUCGAUGACGAACCACGCUAUCAGCAUCGACGGCCUCAUCCAGGCGAGCGAGGCCCUACGGAACGUGGUCCGACCCGAAGACGUCGUGUUGAGGCGCGCGGAGGCGCUCAAGGAUAUGUAG
Messenger RNA from Aspergillus mulundensis, 3222 nucleotides. RefSeq names its product TBC domain-containing protein. NCBI's taxonomy places the organism in Eukaryota, Fungi, Ascomycota, Eurotiomycetes, Eurotiales, Aspergillaceae. The record is from RefSeq and is a predicted model, not a curated record. The coding region runs from base 1 to 3222 and encodes 1073 amino acids. The transcript has a single exon.